Molecule: messenger RNA, 546 nt
Organism: Macadamia integrifolia
Lineage: Eukaryota; Viridiplantae; Streptophyta; Magnoliopsida; Proteales; Proteaceae
Product: heavy metal-associated isoprenylated plant protein 25-like
Exons: 3
Coding region: 124-405 (93 amino acids)
Molecular function (GO): metal ion binding
Source: RefSeq, a predicted model, not a curated record
GAAACAUUAACCAGCCCAUAGCCCACUGUUUAAUUCUCAAUCCCAUAACUCCCCUUACUCAAAACUUUUCCAUUACCGAAUCCAUCAAUCAUUAAACCCAAAACCCAACCACCUGCCAGCUCCAUGUCAGGAAAGAUCUGCAUGGUUAUGAGGAUCAACAUUGACUGCCAUGGUUGCUACAGAAGAUUGAGGAGAAUCCUUCUCAGCAUGCAAGAGUUGGAGACCCAUUUAAUUGAGAAGAAGCAGUCCAGGGUAAUCGUGUGUGGCAAAUUCAUUCCACAAGAUGUAGCUAUAAAGAUAAGGAAGAAGAUGAACCGCAGAGUCGAAAUCAUGGAUUUAGGAGAGUUUGGUGGCAGCAAUGACGACAACUCCCAGAGGCCUCUUAACAAUACUCAAAACGAGUAGAGAGAGAGAGAGAUUCCUAGGAAAGAUAGCUUUCCUCAUCUCAUGUAUGCACAAAAUUUUAUAAAUAUUUCAACCCAAAAAAAUAAUUGUAUAAAUAUAAUAUUUAGAUAACCUGAAAGUUCAUGAACAUAUGGUGCCACG